Durio zibethinus is the source of this 981-nucleotide messenger RNA. The record is from RefSeq and is a predicted model, not a curated record. Lineage: Eukaryota; Viridiplantae; Streptophyta; Magnoliopsida; Malvales; Malvaceae.
AUGUACAGAUUUGAAACAAACCAAGAAAGAAAAAACGUCCCUGGCACUUUAUUCUUUGAACUGAACACAGGAGCUAAGAUCCCAUCUGUCGGAUUAGGCACUUACGGUGCCAAACAUGGUGUUCUCCAAAACACUGUCACUAAUGCCAUCAAGGUUGGAUAUCGACAUAUUGAUUGCGCUUCAAUGUACAGCAAUGAAAAGGAGAUUGGUUCUGCUCUAAAAAAAUUGCUUAAUGAAGGUUUAGUGAGGCGUGAGGAUUUAUGGAUCACCUCCAAACUCUGGUGUACUGAUCACUUGCCUGAAGAUGUACCAAAGGCAUUGAAUAAAACUCUGCAAGAUUUGCAACUUGACUAUGUGGAUCUCUAUCUGAUACAUUGGCCAGUGAGUGCAAAAAAGGGUUCAGUUGUUGUUAAGGGCGAAAACCUUACCAAACCUGACAUACCUCGUACCUGGAGAGCAAUGGAGGCACUCUAUGAUUCUGGUAGGGCUCGGGCUAUUGGAGUGAGUAACUUCUCUUCUAAGAAGCUUGGAGAUCUAUUGGAAGUGGCACGUAUAAUUCCUGCUGUCAAUCAAGUGGAACUUCACCCUGUAUGGCAGCAGCCAAAGCUGCAUGGAUAUUGUCAAUCCAAGGGGAUUCACUUGACGGGAUAUUCACCUUUGGGUUCUCAAGCUGGAGAAAAUGUCAGGAAGAAGGUCCUAGACAAUCCGGUUGUUAAAAUGGUGGCAAAUGAAGUAGGGAAAUCCCCCGCGCAAGUGGCUCUUCGUUGGGGACUGCAAAUGGGUCAUAGCGUACUCCCUAAGAGCAUAAGUGAAGCAAGGCUGAAGGAAAACCUCGAUGUUUUUAAUUGGUCUAUACCUGAAGAGUUUCUUCCCAAGUUUUCUCUAAUUGAACAGGAGAAGCUAGCAAGAGGGGAAGGAUAUGUGCACAAUACCUAUGGCGUAUACAGGACUAUUGAAGAACUCUGGGAUGGUGAAAUCUGA